This is a messenger RNA of Pleuronectes platessa (European plaice), 3733 nucleotides long. RefSeq names its product sorting nexin 16 (gene snx16). Bases 298 to 1254 code for a protein of 318 amino acids. The transcript is spliced from 9 exons. Gene Ontology annotation, cellular component: extrinsic component of endosome membrane; late endosome; early endosome. Gene Ontology annotation, molecular function: phosphatidylinositol binding. Lineage: Eukaryota; Metazoa; Chordata; Actinopteri; Pleuronectiformes; Pleuronectidae. Gene Ontology annotation, biological process: protein targeting to lysosome; early endosome to late endosome transport; endosome to lysosome transport. The record is from RefSeq and is a predicted model, not a curated record.
GCCGCCGCUGCGCUGUGAAUAGCAGCUGGCUAACAUGAGCAGCACCGGGGAGGAGAUGGCGCCGCGGACAAACUGCAACCGGACAAUCACACAUUCUCCAUGUGUAAACUGAAUCCGCUUUAUGAAGGGGAAGGAUUUAGUUUUCCUACGGAUGUUUAGAGUCAACCCCCCAGGGAGAGCUGCACUGCUUCACUCUAUCAUCACGCAUCAAAGCUGAAGCAUAGCAAGGUCAGUGUCUGUGUGGAAACACCUAUUUGAUGACUGCGGUGGCGGGGCAGGAGUGCAGAUCCUAGGAAGAUGGCCUCGCCCUUUGUGCCCGUCCCUGUGCCCAUGAACAGAGGCUUGUCAGGUGGUAGAACCAAGCUAAGACGGCCACAGCGAGCUUCGUCACUAGGCAGCGUCUCCAGCUGUUUGGAAGACCCCGGAAAAGGGUUUGGUUCCCAGCAUCAAUCCCGCUGCAUUGACCGGGGUGGCCGCAGCCAGACGCCGCCGCCCCUCCAGAGCCCUGUGACACGGACCAGGAUUAAUGGGACUCUGGAGGCUUCUGUAGAGUUCUCCAGUUGCCCCCGCUCCAUAUCCGAUCCUGCUGGGAGCCAGCAAGAUGAGGAGAGACCCAUCACCCCCACUGUGCUGGGGUAUGAAGUCAUGGAGGAGAGAGCCAAGUUCACGGUUUACAAGGUCCUGGUCAGGAAGACUCCAGAUGAGAGCUGGGUUGUUUUUAGAAGGUACGCAGACUUCUCCCGGAUCAACGAUAAGCUGAAGGAGAUGUUUCCAGGCUUCCGGCUCUCGCUCCCUCCUAAGCGGUGGUUCAAAGACAACUAUGACAGUGACUUCCUGGAGGACAGACUGUUGGGACUACAGGCCUUCCUGCAAAACCUGGUUGCACAUAAAGACAUUUCCAACAGCAUGGCAGUGAGAGAAUUCCUAUGCCUGGAUGACCCACCAGGACCCUUUGACAGUUUGGAGGAGAGCAGGGCGUUCUGUGAGACUCUGGAGGAGAGCAACUAUCGUCUCCAGAAGGAGCUGGUGGAGAAGCAGAGGGAAAUCACCUCCCUGAAGAAGAGGCUGGAGGAGAGGGAGCAGGCAAUCCAGCUGCUGGAGAAACACAUCAAUGGCGACUGUGUGAGUCCAGGGUCUCCGUUUGGACUCUCCGCUCAGGGCAGCGAGAGCAGUGCAGAUGCAGAGGUUGAGUCAUCCGCUGCAGAGGCUGAUCAGGACAUGACUGGCGACACUGGCAGUGCUGCUCCAAUCUGAAAAAAAACGAGCCCCGAAACAUGUGAGUGGCAGAUGUGAGGUCCAGCUGGUGAGAUCCUCUGCCUGUUGGUGCAGGCCAUCACUCAGCGCCUCUCCUCCGGUCAUCCAGGUCACCCAGCUCUACCAGCACAAGCUGGAGCACUGAGGCCGACGCUGGUUUCUUCCCCCCUUUUAUUUUAUACUCCUAGUUAGUUUUUUUUCUGGCCUUUCUUCAAGCUUCAUGUUCCAACCUCCCUUUCCCACCUUUCAGAUUAGAACUGCGGUUUCACAUUUCAGCUGGAUCUGAGACAGCCUUUCCAUCUAAAUCUGUGUCUAGGAUUAAAAGGGAAAAAGGAUUUCUACUGAUACAGCCUGCUCCCAUAAUAUACUUUAUCGGGCAAUCUAGAGAAGACUUCUUUCUGAAGACCUUGUACAACGUGUUAUAGGAAUUAUGUUUGAAAUUACAUGGUCCUACUCCUUCAAUGUUAAUAUUGUCUUAAACUGUGGGAUGAUUUCUCCAUACUCCCACUGUGUCCAAAAUUUGGCUUCAUGACCAAAACACUGAGACAACUAAAGAUGAUAAGGACUCACACCACUGAAUGGUUUGAUGACUUUCACAACAGUGACAAUCUACAGAAACCCUGAACCCUCAUUGCAUCAGUUUCUGCAGACGUGCUUUGCCUUAAUGGCGCCCAGAGGCCCUUGUGUCUAACCAGCGAAACGACAUACGUCCAUGUGGCUGCAGGAGAAAGAAAGUCUGGAUGAAUGAAACGUCUCAGAAGCGUUAGUAACCAGGUGGGUAUCACAGAGGAUCGACCACUUUCUGUUAGCUGAUACUUCCAUGUCUAUGCGUUUUUAUUUUUACACUUCAGUUCAACUCCUAGAAGUCGACGUUCCCUCAUAUUAUUAGUGCCAUGCGUCAUUUGUCCUGUGAGCGUCUAUAACACGAUGUCCCGAGAGAAAGCCAACGAAAUGUGGCCCAUUGUUUCUUUUCCAGGAAUGUAAUGGCCAAUGUGUACAUUAAUCAAGUCAUUUCCCAUUCGCUCAUGGCUCAUACAAUGCGUCUGUACAUUACCCUAAUGGUUUGCUUCUAGGCCCUGAUUAUGCCCAUUUGAGUGCUUGAAUAUUUACAACACUAAACCUCUUCUGGCGCCUUAUCUGUUAACAGAGUGGGAGUGUGCCAGGACUCGUUUCAGGUUCCUCGGGCUCUAAUGUGACACAUUUGCAAAAUACACUUUUUUUAAUCUUACCCUUGCUGGAUUUUCUCCUUGCUUUAUUUGCUUAAGGUUUUCAGAUAUUUCUUCUUAAUCAGGCUAAUCAACAGAUGGCUCUGAGGGGAAUUUGCAUUCAAAAGCAAUUCCACUGAGUAGCCAUCAGUGUGGCUGCAGAAGCCAGCUGUCUAAAAUCCACUUGCACAUUGUAAAACUAGAACUGUCUACAAGGCAAGACCCCCAAAGAGUACCAGAGCAAGUCUUUUUUUUUGGGGGGGGGGAAAUGUGCACAUAAAGAGACUUGGAAACGCAGAAGAAACUUACAGUGCUGCUAGUUUACCUGAAAUAAUCCACCUGGGAGAAACGCAAGCGGGAAUGAGGAUAUUUAGAGCCGGGCCUGUCAGUUUGGUUUAACAACACAGCCUUGGGUUUGAAGACAUCGAGGCCAUUGAACCGGUAUUUUAUAAAAAAAGAACUGUGACGCAACUGGCAAAUAAACAUUGAGACGUGUUGCCACUGAAUCAGUACUGAAGACUGUUACCACACCUACAUCAUCCACAGAAGCCAUAUUCUCAGAUGCAAAUAAUUUUCGAGGAUUCAAAUAUUUUUGCUUAAUGUGUGCCGAAUAGUUGCUGCGUUUUUUUUCUUUUCCUCCUCUGUCUUUGAGGAUGAUUAUUGAAGUGUAUUAUAAUCACAGCUGAUGUUGAAUUAUCUCAUGGCCUCGAUCAGGUCGUGUGAUGCACUUUAUGGAUGAAUGGUGAUGCAUGAUCGCUAGGAUAUGUUUUUAUUACUCAAUCUUCAUUUCGAGACAGAAAAGUGCCUUUUCUCACUAAGUCUGUCUCCAUUUCCAACGGAACUCUGUGAAUAGGUGAUUUAAUGAAUAUGACGUUUUGUUCAUGUUUUUCUUUAUUAAUUCUAUUCAGACAUUAUAAUGUUAAGUGCCUUCGGUAUCUUUCACCUGUUUUUUUCUUUGUGCGAUUAGCUUUAUAGAUUUGUGUCGGACAUGAAAUGUGUUAAAAUGUUAAAAAUAUUGUUUUAAAUGACACCCGUAUGUAUAAGUCAUUGCUAAAUGAAAUAACCUGGAGUUUAGGUUCACAUAUACACCCAUAGUUGCACUAUAAAAAGAUUUAUACAAAUAACAUUUGGUAUCACUAUAAAUAGCCCUGGAUUUAACAGGAUAAUUCAAGGACAAAUCUGGUUUGAUGUGGAAACUGUAAGUACACUGUUACACAUGCUUUAACGGAGAGACAUUUUCACAUGCAAUUAAAAAAGAUGAUGUAUUAAAAACA